CUGUCUUCUCGUCUUCUCUGCGUUGAAAGUUCUACGGCCAAUUUUGGUGGGGUUUCGCCAUCUCCGGCGAGGAGGAAGAAGAUAUAUACGUACACCUUUACGUACAUACAGGCGGGAUUGUGAUUGCUUUCUCAGCUCGUCAUGGUGCGAGGAGUGGAGCUUUCACUCACAGAACUUCAGAACCUAAUCGAUACAAACCCUAAUUAUCCUAACUAAUGUAUCUCACAGCCAUUGAAUCGGUUAAUGGCUCGAUUCCCGCCUCGCUGCCUCCACCUCGUUGUCUUCCUAGCCCUCAUCCUGAACCCUAGAACAGUCCUCGCCGCAUUCUCGGACUCCGAUUCUGAUGAGCUCCUCUUUCACCAGGACUACUCCCCCCCGGCACCCCCGCCGCCGCCGCCUCACCCGCCGUCGGUAUCGUGCGAGGACGAUCUCGGAGGCAUCGGCUCGCUUGACUCGGCGUGCCAGAUAAUCUCCGACCUUAACCUCACCAAGAAUGUGUACAUUGCGGGAAGUGGCAGCCUCGCGAUUCUGCCCUCUGUGCGGUUCCUUUGCCCCAGGGAGGGCUGCGAGAUUACCGUCAACAUCAGUGGGAAUUUCUGUCUCGGAGAGAAUGCCACGAUUGUUACAGGAACCUUUGAGCUGAACGCCUUCAAUGCGAGCUUUGCCAACGGGACGGCGGUGAAUGCGACGGGGCUGGGGGGCCCACCGCCGCCCCAGACUAGUGGUACUCCGCAGGGGGUCGAUGGGGCAGGCGGGGGCCAUGGAGGGCGAGGAGCAGGCUGCUUUACGGAGGAGGACAAGGAGAAGGGAAAAACCCCUGAUGAUGUCUGGGGAGGAGACGCGUACUCGUGGCAGUCGCUGGACCAGCCGUGGAGCUAUGGGAGCAAGGGAGGGAGCACUAGUAGAGAGAUGGAUUACGGGGGAGGAGGAGGGGGGAGAGUCAAGCUCGUAAUCGGGGGAUACUUGGAGGUCAAUGGCAGUCUGUCGGCGGAUGGAGCUAACGGAGGGAGCAGAGGGGGCGGUGGCUCCGGUGGCAGCAUCUAUGUCAAGGCACAGAGAAUGACAGGAAAUGGUCAGAUAAGUGCAUGUGGUGGUGAUGGUUAUGCUGGAGGCGGAGGUGGAAGAGUUUCAGUCAAUGUCUUCAGUCGGCAUGAUGAUCCAAAAAUAUUCGCACAUGGAGGAAAAAGUUUUACCUGUCCAAAUAAUAAUGGUGGCGCUGGAACCUUUUAUGAUGCUGUUCCUCGGCGUCUUAUUGUUGACAACCACAAUAUGUCCACAGAUUCAGAUACCCUGCUGAUGGAAUUCCCAAAUCAGCCCCUUUGGACAAAUAUUUAUGUCCGAAAUCGUGCUAAAGCUUCUGUUCCCUUGCUUUGGAGUCGUGUUCAGGUCCAAGGACAGAUAAUGCUAAAUAAAGGAACUUUGAGUUUUGGGCUAGAACGUUAUGCAACGUCAGAGUUUGAAUUACUGGCGGAAGAAUUGUUAAUGAGCGACUCUUUGAUCAGGGUGUAUGGGGCCCUACGGAUGUCUGUGAAAAUCUUUUUGUUGUGGAAUUCCAAAAUGGUCAUAGAUGGUGGUGGUGAUGCAGCUGUUGCAACUUCCUUGCUUGAGGCUAGUAACUUAGUCGUCCUCAGGGAAGCUUCUGUGAUACGUUCUAACGCAAAUCUCGGGAUUCAUGGACAAGGUUUGCUGAAUCUAUCAGGACCAGGGGAUAUGAUUGAAGCACAAAGAUUGGUGCUCUCACUAUUUUAUAGUAUUCAUGUUGGUCCGGAAUCUGUUUUGCGUGGACCCUCAAACAAUGUGACAUCAGAUGCUGUAAUUCCGAGGCUUCAUUGUGACUCACAAGCUUGUCCCAUGGAAAUACUUCAACCGCCUGAAGAUUGCAAUGUCAACUCCUCCCUCUCUUUUACUCUCCAGAUAUGUCGGGUUGAGGAUAUCAGUGUUGAAGGUAUGGUAGAAGGAUCUGUUGUUCAUUUUCACAGGGCAAGAACGGUUGCUGUCCACUCUAUUGGAACAAUAAGUGCAUCGGGUUUGGGUUGCACGGGAGGAAUAGGUAGAGGAAGUGUUAUCAAUGGAAUUGGAAGUGGUGGAGGACAUGGCGGCAGAGGUGGGGCUGCAUGCUACAAUGAUAAGUGUAUCCAAGGUGGGAUUUCUUAUGGAAAUGAAGAAAUGCCAUGUGAACUUGGUAGUGGAAGUGGAAACGAUAGCACUGGUGGUUCAACUGCUGGCGGGGGUGUAAUAGUAAUGGGUUCAGUGGAGCAUCCUCUCUCAAGCUUGUCCAUUGAGGGCUCAGUGACAUCUGAUGGAGAAAGUUUCGCACAUUUCAUGCCAAAAGAAGAAUCAGCUUUUGUCAAUACCGCAAAUGGAGGUCCAGGAGGUGGUUCUGGGGGUACCAUAUUAUUGUUCUUGCAAGCCCUGGAUAUCAGCAACUCUGCAGUUCUUUCUAGUGUUGGGGGCAGGGGUAGUCCUAAUGGAGGUGGUGGAGGUGGUGGCGGAAGGAUUCACUUUCAUUGGGCAAACAUCCCUACGGGAGAUGUCUAUCAGCCAAUUGCCAGCGUGAAUGGGAGCAUUGAUACUGGGGGAGGUUUGGGUAAAGAUCCCAGGGGGGCUGGAGAAAAUGGUACAGUGACUGGGAAGGCUUGUCCCAGAGGACUCUAUGGGACAUUUUGUAAGGAAUGUCCAGCUGGCACAUUUAAGAAUGUAACUGGAUCAGACAGGGAACUUUGUCAUCACUGUCCUGCGGAUGAGCUUCCUCAUCGUGCCAUAUAUAUUCCUGUACGAGGUGGCAUUUCAGAAACUCCUUGCCCAUACAAAUGUGUUUCUGAGAGAUAUCACAUGCCACAUUGUUAUACAGCUCUUGAGGAGUUAAUUUACACAUUUGGUGGGCCGUGGUUGUUUGGUCUUGUUCUUGUGGGCCUCUUGAUCCUUUUAGCUUUGGUCCUUAGUGUCGCACGAAUGAAGUUUGUUGGAGUGGAUGAAUUACCGGGACCAACUCCAACACAACGAGGUUCUCAGAUUGAUCACUCAUUUCCUUUCCUAGAAUCUUUGAAUGAGGUUUUGGAAACAAACAGAGCCGAGGAAUCCCAGAGUCAUGUGCACAGGAUGUACUUCAUGGGUCCUAAUACUUUUAGCGAACCUUGGCAUCUCCCACAUACUCCUCCUGAGCAAAUAAAGGAGAUUGUAUAUGAAGGUGCUUUCAAUACAUUUGUGGAUGAGGUUAAUGCUAUAGCUGCUUAUCAAUGGUGGGAAGGAGCAAUGUACAGCAUCCUUUGUGCCCUUGCCUAUCCACUUGCAUGGUCAUGGCAGCAAUGGCGUCGAAGAUUGAAACUUCAGCGUCUACGAGAGUUCGUUCGGUCAGAAUAUGAUCAUUCUUGUUUACGGUCUUGCCGAUCUCGGGCCCUUUAUGAAGGAAUUAAGGUCGCUGCAACAUCUGAUCUAAUGCUAGCAUAUGUGGACUUCUUCCUGGGUGGCGAUGAAAAGAGAAGCGAUCUCCCAGCUCGCCUGCAUCAAAGAUUCCCAAUGGCUAUAGCAUUUGGAGGUGAUGGAAGCUAUAUGGCCCCAUUUUCUCUUCAAAGCGACAGUAUACUUACCAGCCUCUUGAGCCAGGCAAUUCCACCUACUACCUGGUAUCGACUGGUAGCGGGUUUAAAUGCACAAUUGCGAUUGGUUCGCCGAGGAAGACUCAGGGUUACAUUGAGACCUGUUUUGAGAUGGCUUGAAACUCAUGCUAACCCGGCGUUAAGGAUUCAUGGAGUUCGUGUUGACCUUGCAUGGUUCCAGGCAACAAGUUGUGGUUAUUUCCAGUACGGGCUGUUGGUGUAUGCCGUUGAAGAGCAAAGUGAGUCCACACAUGCUGAAAGUGUUCAAGGAAUAGUGCCAGCUGAGCGACAAACUCGUGCAAAGAGCCGAAAAGAGUCAUUAAUAUCGGGUCAGUUGGAAGAGGCAUUGCUGAGCCGUUCCCAAAGGAGCAAUGAAACUCACAGGAGGCGGAAACGGUCGCAUGCGGGAGUUAUAGAUAUCAGCAACUUGCAAAUGCUCGAAGAGAAGAGAGAUCUGUUUUAUAUUCUCUCUUGCGUGGUUCAUAAUACUAAACCUGUUGGCCACCAGGAUCUUGUUGGUCUAGUCAUUUCGAUGCUACUGUUAGGGGAUUUUAGCUUAGUUUUGCUGACUCUGCUCCAGUUAUACUCGAUUUCUUUGGCGGAUGUGUUCUUGGUUUUGUUCAUACUGCCCCUCGGUGUUCUCCUCCCUUUCCCAGCGGGUAUCAAUGCUCUGUUCAGUCAUGGACCCAGGCGCUCUGCAGGCCUGGCCCGUGUCUAUGCAUUGUGGAACAUUACUUCCUUAGUCAAUGUUGUGGUUGCUUUCCUCUGCGGUUACAUUCACUAUAACAACCAAUCCUCGGGGAAGAAGCUGCCUUACCUUCAGCCGUGGAAUAUUAGCAUGGAUGAGAGUGAAUGGUGGAUUUUCCCGGCAGGGCUGGUCCUCUGUAAAGUCUUACAGUCCCAACUGAUUAACUGGCACGUUGCGAAUCUGGAAAUUCAGGAUCGCUCCCUGUACAGUAAUGAUUUCGACCUCUUUUGGCAGUCCUGAUACGGCAGUUUCCUGUCAUCUUUUUGUUUCUUUUUUCCCUUGUAUGUUGUCGUUCGUUCUUAACCCGCUGAUUCCUCUUUGCUAACCCAAUCAUGGCCACUAUCAUCCAUUUUGCUGUUCGUAUUGUCACUGACGGAUUGAGAUAUAGGUGAGUGAGUGAGUGAAUGAUAGAUACAAGAAUAAUAGUAAACAAUGAAGGGAAAGAGCAGAUGUAUAGAAAUGAAUUGACUAAUGAAAGAUGAUUCAUUCAUGUGAUUAUUAUUUUCAUUUUCAUUUUAUUUUUAUCUUUUGUAUUUUAUUUAUAUUAACAGAGGACUGAGUUUAUGUUAAAGGUUUCUUUCUUGGUGCGUUAUGUAUAUAUAAACAUAAGUCUACACUCUGUGUGUUAUUCAACUCUUGAUUUCCAUUGCCAUC
Molecule: messenger RNA, 4998 nt
Organism: Punica granatum (pomegranate)
Lineage: Eukaryota; Viridiplantae; Streptophyta; Magnoliopsida; Myrtales; Lythraceae
Source: RefSeq, a predicted model, not a curated record